This is a messenger RNA of Spea bombifrons (plains spadefoot toad), 885 nucleotides long. It is a transcript of the gene MPV17, whose product is annotated as mitochondrial inner membrane protein MPV17. Bases 42 to 575 code for a protein of 177 amino acids. The transcript is spliced from 8 exons. Lineage: Eukaryota; Metazoa; Chordata; Amphibia; Anura; Pelobatidae. Gene Ontology annotation, cellular component: cytoplasm; membrane. The record is from RefSeq and is a predicted model, not a curated record.
ACUUCCGGUUUGUGCCUUGUGACUUUUCUGCCUCCGAGGGGAUGGCCGCACUGUGGAGGGGGUAUCAGAAGCUGCUGGCGUUACAUCCAUGGAAAGUCCAGAUUAUAACAGCAGGGUCCCUUGUUGGGGUCGGUGAUGUCAUUUCCCAGCAGCUGUUGGAGAGGAGAGGUCUGAGAAACCACAACGUGGGCAGAACAGUUAGAAUGAUGGGAGUUGGAUUCUGUUUAGUGGGCCCCGUGAUCGGGGGAUGGUACAAGGUUUUAGAUCGUCUAGUUCCGGGGAGCAGUAAGUCAGUGGCACUGAAGAAAAUGCUUCUGGACCAGGGUGCGUUUGCUCCGUGCUUUCUUGGUUGUUUCCUUUCUGUUGUUUCUGCUCUGAACGGACUCUCCACAGAGGAAAUCUGGGGCAAAUUAAAGAGGGAUUAUAAGGACGCUCUGAUCACCAAUUAUUAUAUCUGGCCGGCGGUGCAGAUAGCCAACUUCUACUUUAUCCCGUUAUACCACCGGUUGGCUGUCGUACAGUGUGUGGCAAUUAUCUGGAACUCGUAUCUCUCUUGGAAAGCGAACAAGGCCUAGACCAGUGCGAAGCCUUCCGGAAAUAGAAGAAGAAGAAAUCCUUUGGUCCAUAACGUGUUGGUUGAAGCCCAGUCUUUCUGAUCUGGUCUCCUUCCGUGUGCAGAUUUCUACCUCAGUGACCCGGGAUUUGCCUGCGGCCGGGGCAGGAGUAGCGUCUUGUACUUUAUAUUCCGUCUGUUUUGCCCUCAAGGCUCUGCUGUGAUCACAAAACGCUGUGAAAUGUUUUUUUUAUUUCAGGCUCUGCCGUCCCGAAGCCUCCUGACUCGUAGCCCCCGUUACUGGGUCCACAAAUAAAAUGGCUUCUCCACCA